AUGGCGGCCGUGUUGGAAUACGCUCAGGACGCUGUGCAGAUCGACACAGAUGAGGAAGAAGUGUACAGCUGCAAAGUAGACUACACAGGCUAUGUUCUAGCCCUUAAUGGCCAUAAGAAAUAUCUGUGUCUUUUCAAGCCAGUCUACACAGGUGAAGACUUGGAUAGCAAGCCGGAAGAAGAAGGAGGAGGUUCCCGGUCCUGGAAGGGCAUGACACGCUCUCGAUCCACAAGUCUUCAGAUCCAUCACAAACUGGAUCGACUCGGACUCUGGGUGGAGCGACUGAUGGAAGGGACGCUGCCCAGGUACUACGUCCCAGCCUGGCCCGGUCUGGACAAGAUCACUGUCAAUAAAUGA
Messenger RNA from Cyprinus carpio (common carp), 357 nucleotides. RefSeq names its product dnaJ homolog subfamily C member 16-like. The coding region runs from base 1 to 357 and encodes 118 amino acids. Lineage: Eukaryota; Metazoa; Chordata; Actinopteri; Cypriniformes; Cyprinidae. The transcript has a single exon. The record is from RefSeq and is a predicted model, not a curated record.